AUGGCACCCAUCGAGCGCAUUACCCUCUUCAAGAUCCCCAAGGAGGAGGAUCGGCAGCGCUUGCUGGCGCAGUACAAGGUGCUGGCGAAGACCGCCACCAAGGACGGCAAGCCGUACAUUGUCGCCGCUGCGGUGGGCGCCUCCUUCGACGACCCGCGCAACCAGGGUUUCAAUGUCUCUGUCAAGACGACCUUCGCCUCGCUCGAGGAUAUGAAGUACUACGACACCGAGUGCGAGGCGCACAAGGCGCUGAAGGCUGUUGCCGGACCGAUCAAGGAGGAUGUCCUCACCACGUACUACGAGAACAUUCUGUGA
Molecule: messenger RNA, 315 nt
Organism: Penicillium canariense
Lineage: Eukaryota; Fungi; Ascomycota; Eurotiomycetes; Eurotiales; Aspergillaceae
Product: Dabb family protein
Exons: 2
Coding region: 1-315 (104 amino acids)
Source: RefSeq, a predicted model, not a curated record